Messenger RNA from Aspergillus puulaauensis, 1377 nucleotides. It is a transcript of the gene cbhB, whose product is annotated as putative 1,4-beta-D-glucan-cellobiohydrolyase. The transcript has a single exon. The record is from RefSeq and is a predicted model, not a curated record. Bases 1 to 1377 code for a protein of 458 amino acids. Gene Ontology annotation, molecular function: hydrolase activity, hydrolyzing O-glycosyl compounds. NCBI's taxonomy places the organism in Eukaryota, Fungi, Ascomycota, Eurotiomycetes, Eurotiales, Aspergillaceae. Gene Ontology annotation, biological process: carbohydrate metabolic process.
AUGGCUUCGUUUCAGAUGUACAAGACGCUUCUCUUCACCUCCAUUCUGUCCGCUGUACACGCACAGAAGGUCGGCACCCAGCAGGCCGAGGACCAUCCCAGCCUCACCUGGCAGACCUGCAACAGCGGCGGCAGCUGCACCACCGUCAACGGCGAGGUCGUCAUUGACGCAAACUGGCGCUGGCUGCACACAGUGGAAGGCUACACCAACUGCUACACGGGCAAUGAGUGGGACACCUCGAUCUGCACCAGCAACGAAGUCUGCGCAGAGGAGUGCGCGCUUGAUGGCGCUCAGUACUCUUCAACCUACGGCAUCACCACCUCCGGCAACUCGCUGCGUCUGAACUUCGUCACGCAGUCGCAGCAGAAAAGCAUUGGCUCCCGGCUCUAUCUCAUGGACGACGAAGACACAUACACCCUGUUCCACCUCCUGAACCGGGAAUUCACCUUCGACGUCGACACCUCCGAGCUGCCCUGCGGCCUCAACGGCGCUGUAUACUUCGUCUCGAUGGACGCAGACGGCGGCGUCUCGCGAUACCCCACCAACGAGGCCGGAGCCAAAUACGGAACAGGCUAUUGCGACUCGCAAUGCCCCCGCGAUCUCAAAUUCAUCAACGGCCAGGCCAAUGUCGAAGGCUGGGAACCCUCAGACACGAACCCAAACGCGGGCGUUGGCGGGCACGGCUCCUGCUGCGCCGAGAUGGAUAUCUGGGAAGCAAACAGCAUCUCGACCGCGUACACCCCUCACCCCUGCGACACGCCAGGCCAGACAAUCUGCACGGGGGACUCCUGCGGCGGGACAUACAGCGGCGAUCGGUACGGUGGCACCUGCGACCCCGAUGGGUGCGACUUCAACCCCUACCGCCAGGGCAACAAGACCUUUUACGGUCCCGGUAUGACAAUCGACACCAACAGCCCUCUCACGCUCGUAACGCAGUUCAUCACCGCCGACGGCACAGACACCGGACCCCUCUCUGAAAUUAAGCGCUUCUACGUCCAGAACGGCAGAACCAUCCCAAACUCAGAGUCCACCUGGUCUGGGAACUCUGGAAACUCCAUAACAACGCCCUUCUGCGAGGCCCAAAAGGAGCUCUUCGGUGACCCAGACUGGUUCACUCCCCAUGGUGGUCUUGCCGGGAUGGGCGCCGCGCUGGAACAGGGUAUGGUCCUUGUUCUGUCGCUGUGGGAUGACGACUAUGCGAACAUGCUCUGGCUGGACUCGAACUACCCUGUUGAUGCAGAUGCCAGUCAGCCUGGUAUUGCGCGCGGGUCGUGCCCGACGACCUCGGGGAAGCCUGAAGAAGUUGAGGCGCAGCAUCCGAAUGCCUAUGUUGUUUACUCUAACAUCAAGUUUGGGCCGAUUGGGUCGACUUUUUAG